AUCGGCAGAUGCAUUUCGCUUGGUCGGUUAACGGUGGGGCGAAUCUUGCUUAGCUGGUUAGUGUCAAUCCAAUGUUCCGCAGGACAGGUGAAGUUUUGUCGUCACUAUCCCCCAAAACCUAUAUAUAAAGCAACGUGGAAGAUAAACGGUCGAUCACAUUCUGCUGAAAACCCAAACAGGUUCAUUUCAUUUCACUUCCUCGAGAGUUGAAAAGUAUGGCUACUGUAGGCCAAACGCCUUCUGCUAAGAGGUGGCUUCCUCUCGAAGCUAACCCCGAUGUCAUGAACCAGUUCCUUUGGGGCCUGGGUCUUCUACCAGAUACGGCCGAAUGCUAUGAUGUAUAUGGCUUGGAUGAAGAACUGCUGGAAAUCAUUCCGAAACCUGUACUUGCUGUUCUAUUUCUUUAUCCUAUCACCUCAAAGACUGAGGAAGAGAGAAUACUGCAGGAAAAGGAAAAUGAGAAAGAGGAUACUAGCAGUAGGGUUUACUUCAUGAAGCAAACAGUGGGGAAUGCCUGUGGUACAAUUGGACUUCUUCAUGCUGUUGGGAAUAUAAAAUCAGAAGUAAAGCUUGUUGAGGGAUCCUUCUUGGAUAAAUUUUUCAACUCCACUGCCAGCAUGAAUCCACUGGAGAGGGCAGCAUAUCUUGAGAAUGACAGAGAAAUGGAAGUUGCUCACUCAGUAGCAGCAACAGCUGGUGAUACAGAGGUAUGUUUUAAUCAUUUUGAAGACGGGAUGUGAAGAUGGCAGGUCUUCUGUUUUAUAUUUCAAAGGAUAUUAAUAACUUUUGAUACUGUAUCCAUGAUAAGUGACAACUUUUAAUUAUUUGACCCUAAGUUACAGUUGCAUCAAUUUUCUAUACAGAAAUGGUGAUGCAAGAUGGAAGCAGUAAGUUUGCUUGAUCUCAUUCAAGCUUAUGAUGGUGCUUUUAUAACACCCAAGUUAGACAAAGAACCUAGAAUUCACUAGGGUUAUACUGGAUUCCAGUUGGAAAUGAGAAAUUCUAGAAUCCACCAAAAAAGAAAUUAUUUAUUGAAGAAUAUAAAAUUUAUAAGAGUUAUCUACUCUGCAACUCAUUGGGUUUACAUAUUUCUAGUGAUUCUAAACCAAGCCUAGA
This is a messenger RNA of Carica papaya (papaya), 1116 nucleotides long. Lineage: Eukaryota; Viridiplantae; Streptophyta; Magnoliopsida; Brassicales; Caricaceae. The record is from RefSeq and is a predicted model, not a curated record.